CCAGCGAACAAGUCAGAAGCGCGUUGAGUGUCGUAGCGAGUAGACGUCUGUCGUUGGAGCAAAUAGAGUGUGUGCCAAAAAAAUAAAACAUAAGAAAGAGAAGAGAGCGAGACAGAGCGUUUGUUAAUAUUUGUACGCAUACACACACACAUAUUAUAUAUUUUUUUCUUGAGUGCCACAUAAAGUAUAAACGUCAAAAGUGCGGUGCGAAGCGAAAGAAAAGCAUAAAAUAAAAACUAAAGCAGCAUUUAAAAAGUGAAAAGCAAGCACGCAAGAGAACAGACAGUCAAACAAACAUGGCCAGUGUGGAGCAGCAAAACGGCAAUAGUAAACCAAAUAAUAGCGUGCAAGAAUCAACAGAGCCGCCCAAGGAUGCCAAGGAUCUGUUGCCGCAUCUAGAGUCGCUGGAGCGCAUUAUCAAAUUGCCUGUGGUGAAUGCGGCUUGGGAUAAAUCACAGGAUGUCUAUGGCAAAGUGAAGGGCAAGAAUCGCGUCUUUAGCUGGGCUUUAAAUGCCGCCGAAGAUUGCGUUGCUCGCGCUGUGACCACCGCAGCGCCAAUUGUGAAUCGCUUGGAUCGUCCCAUUGCCUAUGUGGAUCAGACUUUGGUCAAGGGCAUUGAGCAGCUGGAGGUGAAAGCGCCUAUUAUUAAGGAUACGCCACAGGAGAUUUAUACACAGGCCAAGAACAAAGUUAUCGAUGUGGUGCAGCCGCACAUUGAGCGUGUGGUGAAAUUCAAGGCAGCGGGACAGCAGAAGGCAGCUUCGCUUAAGGAUCUGGCCUGGCAGAAGGCCAACGAGGUCUUGGCCACACAGUACGGCAGUCUGGCGGUUAACGGCGUGGAUACUACCACAGCUCUGGCCGAACGUCUGCUGGAAUAUUAUUUCCCAAAGUGUGAUUCCGAUGUGGAGGAGGAUAAUGAUGAUAAACAAAAUGCUGUCGUGCGAAAUGGCAAAAGUGCUGAGAGUGACAUGCCAGUUCCCGCCAGCGAGGACCCUGUAUUACACACAGUACAGACAGUCGGACGUCUAUCCAACAAGAUCUCGCGUCGCGUCUAUAGAAAUGUCUCCAGACAGAUCAAGCAGGUGCAACAGGGCAACAUAAACGACUAUUUAAGCUCAUUAAUUGCGGCAUUGAAGCUGCAUCAGUACAUCAACUUCAUCAAUUCAUCCAUGGGCACAAAUGUGGAGCAGUCGACAUUAGCGAGUGAUAACCAAGCCAAGCCCAGCAAUAGCAGCAACAAUGUUAAAAGCAAAACAACAACGCCAGCCCCAUCGCCAGCAGCUGCAGCGACUACAACAACAACAACUGCGUCCAGUGGCCAAUAAGUUAACAACAUGUAUGCCAGCUGCAAACAAUUUUUUUUAAUAAUAUCUUUGGCAAUUUUUUUUUUAAUUUGUACAAAAAAAAUAAGCGUGGCA
Molecule: messenger RNA, 1418 nt
Organism: Drosophila busckii
Lineage: Eukaryota; Metazoa; Arthropoda; Insecta; Diptera; Drosophilidae
Gene: Lsd-2
Product: lipid storage droplets surface-binding protein 2
Exons: 4
Coding region: 297-1325 (342 amino acids)
Biological process (GO): positive regulation of triglyceride storage; lipid storage
Cellular component (GO): cytosol; lipid droplet
Source: RefSeq, a predicted model, not a curated record